AUGAAGCUUUUCUCUGUCUCCCUUGCUCUUGCGGCUUGCCUCAGCAUGGCAGCUGCCCAGGGCCUUGACGGUCUGCCGGAUUGUGCUAAAUCAUGCGCUACGAAUUCCAUCCCCGCCAGGUGCGGUUUUGACGUGAAGUGCAUCUGCACCGACUCGUCCUUCAUUUCGGGUAUUUCGUGCUGCGUUCUCCAAUCAUGCGCUGCGGACCAGCAGCAGGCCGCCGUCGAGUUUGCGAACCGGAUAUGCAGAACCGCCGGCGUAACCAACAUGCCUCAGUCUCCCAGCUGCGCAAACGCAACCCAAUCUGCCACUGGCACGCCCUCUGGAUCCUCUACAAGCACUUCUAGUUCUUCCACCGAGUCCAACGCCUCCCAGACCGCUGCAACUGCAACCACUUCUACCACAACCAGUUCUACCACUGGCUCCGCGACCUCGUCUGCUGCUUCGGCUACCAACAGCAGUACCGGGGCUGCCGUUGCUCAGCACAAGGACACUGGUCUCAUUGCCCUUGCCGGUGCUGCGCUUGCGGCUUUCGGCUUGCUCGCUUAG
Messenger RNA from Aspergillus lentulus, 549 nucleotides. The record is from RefSeq and is a predicted model, not a curated record. Lineage: Eukaryota; Fungi; Ascomycota; Eurotiomycetes; Eurotiales; Aspergillaceae.